UACUCCAAGGACCAAGACGAUGUUUUGAGCAUUGUCCUAUCUACUACAUAUGCCACUGGGUGGGUCGGGAUGGGAUUCUCAAAGGAUGGAAUGAUGGUUGGCUCCAGCGCAAUGGUGGGUUGGAUGGGCAAGACCGGCAUACCUCACAUCGAACAAUACUAUUUAGGUGGAAAGUCUAGUUCAGAAGUCAAAUUAAACCAGGGACAGUUGCUGACUACCUCCAUUCAACCUACAGUAGUUGUUCAGAAGGCCAAAAUCUACAUAGCAUUUCAAUUGAAAUUUUCAGCUCCUAUUACUCAGCAGAAACUUCUGUUCGCUCUUGGGACGAAAAUUCCAGUCAAUAAGCGCCUAACAAUACAUGAUGAUAAGACAUCUAUUUCCUUUGACUUCUCAGCAGGUACUUCUUCUGCUCCUUCUUCUUAUCCAUCCACUCUGAAAAGGACCCAUGGAGCACUGGCUAUAUUUGGGUGGGGUGUGCUCUUACCUAUAGGAGCCAUUGUUGCAAGAUACUGCAGGCAGUGGGAUCCAUUAUGGUAUUACCUUCAUGUGGUCAUUCAAUUUAUUGGUUUUGUAUUUGGUCUUGCGGCUGUGGUGGCUGGAGUCGCACUAUAUGACAAACUGCAUGCAAAUGUCACUGCACACAGGGGCAUUGGCAUUUUUGUCCUUGUGCUGGGUAUUCUUCAGGUGAUAGCAUUUUUUCUACGACCCGGUAAGGACUCCAAAAUCCGCAAAUACUGGAACUGGUACCACCAGUGGGCUGGAAGGCUUGCACUCUUUUUUGCAGCAGUUAAUAUCGUUCUUGGGAUUAAAGUUGGAGGUGCGGGGAGUUCCUGGAAAAUUGGUUAUGGUUUCAAUCUUGCUAUCCUGCUAAUAGCAUCCAUCGUUCUGGAAGUCCUGUUGUGGACAAGAUGGUCCAAGAGAUCCGCGGCUUAUCCAACAUAUUAGAUGCAACUUAAUUGAAUCCAUGUUUUUGUAAUCAUUAAGGUUAAGGUAUGGUUUUAAUUAGGUGUGACAUUGGUAAGUUUUCUUUGUUGUAUAUCUUUCAACAACCAUUUUAAGAUUAGUCAUUGCUGCCUAUGUUGGUCCUCU
This is a messenger RNA of Elaeis guineensis (African oil palm), 1089 nucleotides long. The record is from RefSeq and is a predicted model, not a curated record. Lineage: Eukaryota; Viridiplantae; Streptophyta; Magnoliopsida; Arecales; Arecaceae.